AUGGAGGUCGACCGCUUCACCAAAUAUCUCGCCGCCACAGGCUUUUCAGAUCGCGAAGAAGAGAUCAGAACAUAUGUUGCACAAGGUGCCGAAGAUGUACGCGCCAUCAUGACUUCUCCCUUCUCUUCGGAUGAAGUACGAGAAAUUGCAACUCGUAAGGUUCCCCCAGCCGCUCGUGGACGCCAAGUCACCGGCAUCAUCUGGUACCUCACUUCACUAGCGGUUGAACGCAACCAGGCUUUUCGAUCUGGUGCUUUCCUCUGCCUAGAUCCAGAUGGCCGACUCUCUGCUUUCUUCUUGGCUAUAGGCACUCCGCGAACCAGCAGUCAUCUCAGGCGUCACAGCGCGCCGGGCUGUACCGGCGGUGUUGACCUUGUUGUCGAUGGCGCUUUACCACCACUCGCCAAUGACCACCGACACGUGCUGUUCACGGCUAUUUUUAAUGAUAAGCACCGUGGGAGCUGUUUGUUCCUGAAACCCGAGCCGUAUGGGGUCUCUGGAAUUAAAGACUUUGGCCACCACGCUGAUCGCUAUGUCCGCUCCCUCGGACGCCGGUUCCGGUUCGGCGGCAAUGAGCGUGACGGCAUGCGAAAGGAGCGCAUUCCGGAUCGCUUGGUCAAAGCUUUUGCCGAAGCAGUGGCCCAUCUUCCGGAUGCCGCGAGUGCCAUUGCGGAUGUUGGCAAGAAAGGAGCAGGCCAAGGCAUUGCCGGGAUGCAUUCUUAUCUUACCACUAAGACGCACGACUCAAGUCUCUCCAAUAUUGCUAUGGUGGAACUGCUGCAUCAACUGGAAGCGGAGUACGACUUUGUUAGUUUCCGGUUUGGCAACGAGGUUUGCCUCGAUCUCGGGCUUGAGGUGUCCAAGCCACUGCCUAAAGCUCCAGGAGUUCUCGGCCCGUCGCCGUCCCUUUCGUGGUUACAAAUUGGAAACCCCAAGAUUGAGAUGCCUGUGAUAACUACAGAAAUGCUUGAGUCGGUUACUGGUCUCUGA
This is a messenger RNA of Trichoderma aggressivum f. europaeum, 990 nucleotides long. RefSeq lists its product as uncharacterized. Lineage: Eukaryota; Fungi; Ascomycota; Sordariomycetes; Hypocreales; Hypocreaceae. The coding region runs from base 1 to 990 and encodes 329 amino acids. The record is from RefSeq and is a predicted model, not a curated record. The transcript has a single exon.